Molecule: messenger RNA, 1809 nt
Organism: Funneliformis mosseae
Lineage: Eukaryota; Fungi; Glomeromycota; Glomeromycetes; Glomerales; Glomeraceae
Source: the annotation of a GenBank genome assembly
AUGUCAAAUCAAGUAAUCAAAACAUUUAGCAAUCAAUACAAGUUACCAAGAUUACCCAUUCCUUCAUUAGAAGAGAGUACAACAAAAUAUUUAAAUUCACUUAAACCUCUUCUUUCUUUUGAAGAAUUUGAGUAUACUAAACAACAUGUAAAGGAUUUUAUUAAACCUGGUGGACUUGGACAAAAAUUACAUCAGCGAUUAAUCGAUAUUGAUCGAAUUUCUCCAUAUAAUUGGCUUGAUGAUACCUGGUGGAUAAAAAAAGCUUAUCUUGAAUGGAGAGCUCCAGUAAUAAUUAAUUCAAACUGGUAUCUUUUAUUGAUUGAUGAUCCAAAUACUCCAGAAGAAUACUUUACAAAUAAUAAUGAAAUUUGUCUAAAAGGACAAUUUUCUAAAUGGCAAAUCAAAAGAGCUGCUCAUUUAAUUGAAAAAAUGUUAGAAUAUAAAAAUUUAAUUGAUACAGAAAGCAUUCCUCCAGACAUUACACGUACAUAUCCUUUAUGUAUGCAUCAAUAUACACGUUGUUAUGGUAUUACUCGUAUACCAAAACUUAAUUGUGAUGAAUUAAUAUAUACUCCACAUCCUGCUCCUGCUAAACAUAUUCUUGUUAUUAUAAAAGAUCAGUUUUAUAUUUUGAAUGGUUAUGAUAAAGAUGGACAAAGGUAUACUGAUGGAGAUAUUGAAAUUCAACUUCAUCAAAUAGUUGAUGAUGUUUUAAAAGUACAACUUGAUCCUCCAAUUGGAGUGCUUACAGCUGAUGAUCAAACUUUAACAUUAAUUGAAAAUGCAUUAUUUAUAAUUAAUUUGGAUGAUUAUUCAACGGGAAUGGGUUUUGAUAAAUUUAGUCAAAAUAUGUUUCAUGGAUUAAACGCUCAUAAUCGUUGGUUUGAUAAAGCAAUGUCUAUUGCAAUAGAAAAUAAUGGACGUGCAGCUAUGAAUGGAGAACAUUCACCUUGUGAUGCUCUUAUACCUUCAAUUAUUUUUCAAUGGAUUGGUCUUGAACCAACUUUACCAAAUGCAUCAGUUUCAGGACGUUCAAUUAUUUCACCAAAAAGAAUUAGAUUUACAAUAAAUGAACAAACAUUAAAAGAUAUUUUUGAAGCACAAAAAAGAAUUGAUCCUAUAAUUGUUGAUUCUGAUAUUGUUAUAUUACAAUUUUCAGAAUAUGGUAUUCAAUUUAUUAAAAAAAUUGCAAAAUGUUCACCAGAUGCAUAUAUACAAAUGGUAUUACAAUUAGCAUAUUUUAAAACACAUCAAAAAGUUGUUCCAACUUAUGAAACUGGAUCAACUCGACAAUUUUUACAUGGACGUACUGAUACAAUUAGAACACUUAGUUUAGAAAGUAAAGCAUUUGUUGAAGGAAUGGAAAAUAAAUCAUUAACUGUACAACAAAAAUAUAAUUUAUUACAAGCAGCAACAAAGGCACAUAGUAUUUAUUCACAAGAUGUUUCUAAUGGUAAAGGUUGUGAUCGUUAUUUAUUAGGAUUAAAACUUUUACUUCAAAAAGAUGAAUCUCAUCCAAUAUUUACAGAAACAAUUUUUAUUAAAAGUCAAGAAUGGAUUUUAAGUACAAGUGGUCUUAAUUCUGGUGAUAAAUUAAAUGGUACUGGUUUUGGAUGUGUUUAUCCUAAUGGAUAUGGUAUUAAUUAUCUUUCUGGAGAAUAUUUAUUAAAGUUUGGUAUAGAGUCCAAAUAUUCUUCUUCUGAAACAGAUUCAAAUGCAUUUAAGCAAAAUAUUAUUAAUGCAUUAAAAGAUAUGAAAGAUAUUUGUGAACAAAUAAAUAGUAAUUAUGAAAAAGAAGAUAGAUUAUAA